Messenger RNA from Rubroshorea leprosula, 535 nucleotides. NCBI's taxonomy places the organism in Eukaryota, Viridiplantae, Streptophyta, Magnoliopsida, Malvales, Dipterocarpaceae. The record is from the annotation of a GenBank genome assembly.
AUUGUUCUUGCCAUCAUUCUCCUUUGCACUUUCUCUCUUUGUCCUCCUCACCACCACGAUCGUUCUAGCCUUCCUCACUCUUCAUCACUUUUUCUCUUCUUCCCUCUCCUUCAUCCCUCUACAAAGAUGAUUUGGGUUUGUGAGGAACCCAAACCAUCUAGGUUUGUCGUGAACCUAGAAGAUGUGGGUUUGUCACAAACCUAGAUUUGGGUUCAUCAUGAACCUAGACAAUCUGGAUUUGUCAUGAACCUAGAAGUUGUGGGUUCGUCACAAACCCAAACGACUUGGGUUCGCGAGGAACCCAAAACUCGAAAAGGUAUCCCAUUGCUUUUCGAUUAUAUAUCCUCAAUUUCUUUAUUAAUCUUCAAAGAAGCAUGGCUAUGAGAUUAUUUCCUUGUCUGGUUGAUGAAAUAUGUGUGUUUGCCUUUUCAAUUUAAUGUAUUUAGCAUAGAUGGUUUUCUGGGAUUCUAUUAAGGGUCUAUUUGUGCUAUGACAUAUGUGGUGCUUAGCUUGUUUCUUGAUUAACCGAGUUCAA